Cuscuta europaea is the source of this 3182-nucleotide messenger RNA. NCBI's taxonomy places the organism in Eukaryota, Viridiplantae, Streptophyta, Magnoliopsida, Solanales, Convolvulaceae. The record is from the annotation of a GenBank genome assembly.
UCUCGCAGCAAUUAUAAGCAUCCAUUAUCCUGUCUCCCAUCCUCCCUGCAUAAAAUUUAGUCAAGCACUCGAGCUGUGUUUUUGUUUCUCAUUUUCUAUUGUGACCCGAAGAGAAGAUGGAGGGAGUGGACUUCCUAGCCGAUGAGAGGAGGAAGGCAGAGUUCGAUGUAGACGCUAUGAAAGUCGUCUGGGCGGGCUCUCGCCACGCCUUCAAUCUUUCCGAUCGCAUCUCUAAGCUCGUCGCCAGUGACCCUGUCUUUAGUAAGGAUGGCAGGACCAUGAUGCCCAGGAAGGAACUGUUCAAGAAUACACUACGGAAGGCAACUUAUGCAUGGAAACGGAUUAUUGAACUUCGUCUUACUGAGGAAGAGGCUGCUAGACUUAGAUUUUAUAUAGAUGAGCCUGCUUUCAGUGAUCUUCAUUGGGGGAUGUUUGUCCCUGCCAUCAAAGGAUCUGGCACGGAGGAACAACAACAAAAGUGGUUGCCGUUGGCAUACAAAAUGCAAAUAAUUGGUUGCUAUGCGCAAACUGAACUUGGACACGGGUCCAAUGUCCAAGGUCUUGAAACCACUGCCACUUUUGAUCCCCAAACAGAUGAAUUUAUUAUUCAUAGUCCUACCUUGACUUCAAGCAAGUGGUGGCCUGGUGGAUUGGGAAAAAUCGCUACCCAUGCUAUUGUUUAUGCUCGUCUUAUAACAGAGGGCCAAGACCAUGGAGUUCAUGGAUUUAUCGUUCAGUUACGGAGCCUGGAGGACCAUAGACCACUUCCUGAUAUUACUGUUGGAGAUAUUGGAAUGAAAUUUGGAAAUGGUGCAUAUAACACCAUGGACAAUGGGGUGCUGAGAUUUGAUCAUGUGCGUAUCCCGAGAGAUCAGAUGUUGAUGCGGGUUUCACAGGUUACAAGAGAAGGGAAAUAUGUGCAAUCUGAUAUUCCCCGACAGAUUCUUUAUGGAACUAUGGUAUUUGUCCGGCAAAGUAUUGUAGCAGAUGCUUCAUCUGCUUUGUCCCGUGCAGUGUGUAUAGCUACUAGAUAUAGUGCUGUCCGUAGACAGUUUGGUUCCCAAAACGGUGGACAGGAAGUGCAGGUAUUAGACUAUAAAACUCAGCAGAGUAGGCUCUUCCCUUUGCUGGCUUCGGGAUAUGCCUUCAGAUUUGUUGGAGAGUGGCUCAAAUGGUUGUACACCGAUGUAACCCAAAAACUGCAAUCUGGUGACUUCUCAACUCUGCCUGAAGUGCAUGCAUGUACUGCCGGCUUGAAGUCUUUGACUACUUCUGCUACUGCUGACGGAAUUGAGGAAUGCCGCAAACUGUGUGGAGGCCAUGGCUACUUGUGUAGCAGUGGGCUUCCAGAAUUAUUUGCUGUUUAUGUCCCUGCUUGUACAUAUGAAGGAGAUAACACUGUGCUUCUUCUACAAGUUGCUCGAGUUCUAGUGAAGACUGUAUCUCAACUAGGGUCUGGUAAACCGCCUGUGGGGACUAUAGCCUAUAUGGGGAGGAUUGGGCAUUUAAUGAACUGUCGUUCUAAAGUUCAGCAAGCCAACGACUGGCAGAAUCCUAGUGCAGUUUUGGAGGCUUUUGAAGCAAGGGCGGCAAGAAUGGCUGUUUCUUGUGCAAAGAACAUCAACAAGUUUGCCAUUAAAGAAGAAGGUUUUUGCAGAGCUCUCCGCUGAUUUGUUAGAAGCAGCAGUUGCUCACUGCCAACUAAUUGUCGUCUCCAAGUUUAUAGAAAAAUUGCAGCAGGACAUCACGGGGAGGGGGGUGAGGCAGCAACUGGAGGCGCUUUGUGCCAUCUACUCCCUCCAUCUUCUCCAUAAACACCAAGGAGACUUCCUUUCCACCAAUUACAUCACACCAAAGCAAGCCUCACUCGCCAAUGAUCAGCUGAGAUCAUUGUACACACAGAUCCGCCCUAAUGCUAUUGCACUCGUGGAUGCGUUUAACUACACCGACCACUUCCUCGGGUCGGUUCUAGGACGUUAUGAUGGAAAUGUGUACCCAAAGCUGUAUGAAGAAGCUUGGAAAGACCCAUUAAAUGAUACGGUUGUGCCUGAUGGGUUUCAUGAAUACAUUAGGCCACUCCUAAAGCAACAGCUGUUGACUGCUAGGCUGUGAUCGAAAAGUACACCCUGCCUUUGUAGAAUACAUUGUUCAUUUUAUUUUUUAUUUUUUCAUAAUACAAAGGUGUCUAGCUUAUCUGCAGCUGUUCUAUGAACACGAAGCCUUUGUAGAUUCAUUUGUAGCUUAUCUGUACGCCCAUACUAUGGACUUGUGUAAUAAACACGUUCUUUCCACCCCUCCCAGUAAAAAUAACAAAACUACCAAAUUCCGACCAAGUAAUAAGCUCACCUUUUACCUAGGGAUGGACUCGGGUCCGGUCCGGGUCCGGGUCGGGCCUAGGUCCGGGCGGGCCGGCGGUUCAGAAGUGGUGGACCCGGGACCGGCCUGGGUAACCACCGGGUCCGGGCCGGGCCGGGCCCAUUAUCAAUUUUUUUUUCCUCUUCCUAAUUAACCCCCUUCCCACCCCCAACCCCCCUCCCACCCCAAAUGGCCCAAAAUACCCAGCCCAACCCGAAAAUUUAAAAAAAUUGAAAAAAAAAUACUCCCUCCGUCCCAUAUUUAACUCUGGUUUUGACCGGGCACGAGUUUUAAGAUAGUGGAAUUUGUGUGGUGGAGAGUUAUGCAGAGGAGAGAAAUGUGUAAGAAUGGUUGUGAACCACAUAUUCUUUACCAAAAAGGGAAAAAGGAGAUAAAUUUGGGACGGACCGAAAAGGAAAGAAUGAAGAUAAUUCCGGGACGGAGGGAGUAGUUUUGGCCCGAACCGGGCCCGGGUCCGGCCGGGUCGGGCCUUGUUUUGGGUGACCCGAGCCCGGACCGGAAAACCCACGGGUCGGGCCUACUCGGACCGGUCACUGACCGGGCCAUCGGGUCGGGCCGGCCCGGAAAAGUACCGAUCCCGAGCCGGUUCCGGGUCGGGCCACCCGGCCCGAGUCCAUCAAUACUUUUACCUAGGGAUGGACUCGAGUUCGGGCCGGGUCAGGGUCGGGCCUAGGCCCGGACGGGCAGGCGGUUCAGAAGUGGUGGACCCGGGACCGGCCCGGGUAACCACCUGGUCCGGUUCGGGUCCGGGCCGGGUCCAUUAUCAAUUUUUUUCCCUCUUCCUAAUUAACCCCCCUCCCACCCCC